Messenger RNA from Thrips palmi, 6975 nucleotides. RefSeq lists its product as uncharacterized. Lineage: Eukaryota; Metazoa; Arthropoda; Insecta; Thysanoptera; Thripidae. The record is from RefSeq and is a predicted model, not a curated record. The coding region runs from base 34 to 3810 and encodes 1258 amino acids. The transcript has 9 exons. Gene Ontology annotation, cellular component: nucleus.
GUGCUGGCCGUGCUGCUGCAGGAGGAAAUCAACAUGGCAUCCGACAGAAUGCGAAGUCCUGCGUCAAGUGAAUUUUACAAAUCUAACAGCAGCACUUCGCCAGAGCCUGAAAAAUCUGUGAUCAGUUCCGACUCUUCUAAUGUCGAAGCGAACCGUGGCCUGCCUGUCACUGCGCUAGAAAAGCGCGAAGCGCAUAGUUACCGAAAUCUUCCUGGUUUAUUUGAAACGGCGUCAUCUGCGGAGUGUGUUGUGAGGAAAAUAGUAAACACAGAGUUGCGCCAUGGCUCGCAGGAAAGCAGAGCGGGUGAUUCGGGAAGCAACGCUUUAAACUGUGCCACCAAGUGUCAUAAAAGUUGGAGUCACGACCGUCCGCCGGGUGCAAAUGUUAGCGGGAUGACAAAACCACCUUCGAACGCACGAGAAGGCGGAUCCGACACCAAGUCGGCUACAGCAGUAGCCACAAAUGGACAAUCGGCAGGACAAAUGAAGAAGGCCCCAGGCAGUCCGGAUUACAAGAAGCACAAGAAAAAACACAAAGAAAAAGACAGACAUCAUGAUAAAGAUGGUGCAAAAGAUCGAGAUCGGAACAGAGAUCGUGAUAGAGAUAAAGAACGAGAGCGAGAAAGGGACAAGGAUAGAGACAAAGGACGUGACAGAGACCGAGAAAGGGACAGGCAUAGAGAUAGAGACCGAAACAGAGAUAGAGCAAAGCACCAUGACAGGGAUAGAGAUCGUGUCAAAGGGAGAGAUCCUGAAAAAGAGAGGAUUAGACCAAAGGACAUCGAGAGUGACGGUAUGAAGAGUUCCCACGCCCUGUCGGAGGUCAGGAAGGUUAGCGAAGAAGAUUGUUUGAGAGCGCAUCAAAGCAAGUCGCCCAUCACUGCUCAAAGAUUUGAGGAAUUCACUUUGGAAUCAAGCAAGCAAUCUCAGUCAUCACUUUCACUCCAUGAUACUUCACAAGUUACACUGCUGGAAAGUGAGCAAGUUUCUGCACCUGUUGAAGCAUUUCACGUUCCUAUUGCAUCCUUGCCAGAUUCAUUUGUUGAAAACGUGUGGUCUGGGGAAGCAUCCUCAUCGGAACGGUUCAUCGAUGGUGUGACAUGCAGUAAUAUUGGAGCAGAAAUCCUUGUUUGUCAUCAAGAAGAAGUGUGUAAUGAAGUUGUAUGUGCAUCUGAAGUAGAAAUCAAAGAAACCUGUGGUGAUGAAGUUGUCUGCACAUCAGAGGUAGAAGAUAAAGAAUCCUGUUCUGAAGAUGUCAUUAAAGAGGAGAUUGUGGAACCGUUAGAGCAAAUUCCAUACGAAAGCAGUUCUGUUGUCCAAACUGGUGACCCAGUCCCAGAAAAUUCGUUGGUCAGUGCUGAUCAAUCUGUUUCUAUUGGUGAUUGUGUCUUGUCAGAAGAGACAGUUAGUCAAGUUUUGACACCCGUCUCUAGUUCCUCCAAACCAAUUGAUGACAAUCAUAGUGAUACUAUUGUAAGUACCCCCAGUGUGCCAGCUAGAAUCAAAGAAGAAAAGCGAUCCUCAAUUGAUGAAAAGGAUUUUGUGAUGGUGAAAGACGAGAAGCGUGCAUCCAUUGAUGAUGUGAAAAUUAAGACUGAGUCCAGCACUGUGCCUGCAUCCCAUGUUGAUAAGCCCCACAGACGGCCAAGCAGCAGCGGUUCUAGUGGACACAAAAGCAGUCGCCGAGAUUCUGAAAGGAAGGACCACAGAUCUUCAUCUUCAUCUCAUCAUUGUUCUAGAUGCUAUAAACGAUCUAAAAUCAAGCGGUGCAGCAUUGGUGUUCAAUGUAGAAGAGACAAAACUGUUGGAAAACUUUUGCAGCCACCUCCUCCACCACCCCCUUCAGCAUUCAACUGGCAUCCUGCUCAAAGACCGUCCAGUAUCAGCUCCAUAUCAAAACCUGAUCAGUAUAGUCAUCCCUCCUCUGAUGUAUAUCGGUACGCCAAAUAUAUGCACAUUGAAACUCAUCCAAAUGGUGGAGCAAGUGUAGUGCAUAUGUACCAAGAAGAACUCAACCAUCUAUCUGAAGACCAAAUGAAUGAGCUUUCUGAUGAGUUUUUUAAGGUGGUUUUUGGAGAGGAUGAAGAUGGCAAUGCAUUUCAUGUGAUGGGUAUUGUGCAUGACUCUGCAUCAUACUUGCCUGACCUUUUGGAUCACAUGGCUGACCAUUAUCCCACUCUUACUGUCAAAAAUGGGAUUCUUGGUAGAAGUUCAGAUAUUGAAACAACAACUAUGGCUGCAUAUCGAGAUCAGGUGUACCGCACUUACGGAUAUGGAACUGUACGGUAUGGACCAUUGCAUCAAAUAUCAUUGGUUGGAACAGUUACAGAAGAAGUAGGUGGUUUCUUCCCAGAUUUUUUGAAGCGUCUUGAAGACAAUAUUUAUUUACGUAAAACAAUGCCCUGGGGUCCACUGUCUGUCGUUCAAAUGGAAACUCCUCUUGAGUCAAAUGAUGGACCAAUAUUAUGGAUAAGACCUGGUGAACAAUUAGUGCCUACAGCUGAUAUGCCUGCUAAGUCACCAUUCAAGCGAAAACGAACUGGUAUUAAUGAGUUAAGAAACCUUCAGUACUUACCUCGCCUCUCUGAAGCCCGGGAAUACAUGUUUGAGGACCGCACCAAAGCUCAUGCUGAUCAUGUUGGUCAUGGAUUGGAUAGAAUGACAACUGCUGCAGUUGGUAUUUUGAAGGCUGUGCAUUGUGGAGUUCCAAGCAAUCAAAACAGAGUAACAAAAGAUGUUGUAGCGUUUUAUGCCUCUGACUUCCCUGAUCUUGUGGAGAAGCUGCAACUAGAUCUACAUGAGCCUCCAAUCUCACAGUGUGUUCAGUGGGUUGAAGAUGCAAAGCUAAACCAACUGCGCAGGGACGGCAUACGUUAUUCAAGAAUUCAGCUUUAUGAUAAUGACAUCUAUUUCCUGCCUCGUAACAUUAUUCAUCAAUUCAGAACCGUAACGGCUGUGACAAGUAUUGCUUGGCAUGUUCGUCUGAAGCAGUAUUACACAGAUUCCUUGUUAAGUCAAGAUAUCAAACAUUCAAGAGUUGUCACAGGAGUCAACAACUGCCAUACUUACCGAGAAAAGAAGGACUUACCAGAUGUUAGACCUCAUCAGAUAGUGACACCAGACCUCAGUGGUCUAUCAAGUGAUGAGGAAAAUUCUUCUCCUCGCAAAAAGCAACGUAAAUCAUCUUCAUCACCAGAUGCUAGAUCUGAACGCAAGAAAAAGUCUUUCAAGGACAAGAAAGAUAAGAAAGUUGUUGACAAAAAGGGUGAGACAUCUUUCAAAGGUAUACAGUCCAAUGGUGGACUUGAUUCAAGGCUUCUUAAGAAAGAUCUUCCUAAAAGUUCUACUGAAAAUGGCAGUAUCACAACAAAUGGUGUUUGUAUUCCUUCUGAACUGAAACCAAUAGAUAAAUCUCACCAUGUUUCAACUUCUAGUGCCACUCCUAGUAAACAUAGUAAUAGUAAAGACCACAAGUCUAAGCAUCACAGUGGUGGGGGUAGCAGUCAAAAGCACAAGGACAGCAAGCACAGCAGCAGGGAUGGCCACUCUGAUGGUUCCAAGAGCAGUAGUAAGCAGAAAUUGAGCAGCAGUAGCAGUAAGCACAGAGAAAAGCAGGGCAGCAGUUCGAGCAGCUCAUCAAGUUCAUCCUCCAAGCUGAAGGAGAACAAUGCUGUCCGAAACUUGUCUACAGCCCUGGAUGACAAGUCCAUGGGCAUAGGUUUGAAUAAUAUUAAUGCGAACAAUGCUGCCAAGCCUGUGGUGUCUGAGUUAAAGAAAACCAAAGACUCAAAUGAGAGUGGCAAUACCUGAUCAUUCUUUAGUUUCCAUGUACCAUGUUUCAAUUAAUUUUGAAACUAUUUAGGAGCUUCUAAUCACAUUUGAAUAUAGCACAUAUGACAUGGUCCAGAGAGUAAUGUGUAGCAGUCCUCAUCACUUUUUGUGGUACCACACGUUGUUUUAUGUAUAGAAGUAUAUCUUUGUUUCAUCUUUGAUUAAUGAUGCUGUUCUGGAUUUUGAAAAGAGUGGGAAUGGUGUGUGAUUUCCCUUCAUUUGUUGCUAAUAGGUUUUGAUUAUGUUUAAGGAACCCUUAUGCUUUUACUCGUUGAAAGUAUUGCUCCUUGUUAGGUGUUUGUAAAAUAAUAUAUUUUAACUUUUUUGUUGUGGAAUUCAUCUAGAUAGGUUUUUGUUGACUGCCAAAAGAAUUAAUUUACCAUUAGUAGAUUUUUCCUCCCUCUAGUGUGCUGUGUCAUAUGUGUGAGGCAUUAUAUAUUUUUGCCUUUUACCUAAAAGAUUUAUGUUUUUCCUUAUUUCCAAACCUAUUAAGAAAACAAAAAGAAGCAACUUUAUCAUUAUUAUUUUUUUAUCUUAUUUAACUUAUUUGUAACCCGGUAUGGAAGAAUGCUUUCCUCUUUUCAUCUUAACAAACUAAAUCACACAUGUCCUAUCUUCCCCUAUCUUGUGAUUAAUUGUUGCCCCACAAACUUAACAUCAUAUGUAGAUUACUUAUAUUUUGCUGAUGAGCAUUUGUAUAUUUCUAUAGUGCACUCUGUUAUGUCCCACUUUUUCAGUACUUUUCAUUACCCUUUGUUACCUUUCAUUGUGCUUUGUGCAUGACAUGAUGUGUUUGUUGUGAACGUCAAGUUCAAACAACAGCAUCAAUUGCAUCUGUUAUGUAAGUGUUUUAUUUUUAUACCCAUCUCAGUAGUUGCUGUAUCUGCUCUUUCAAAGCUGUGUAGGCAUCAGUUGUCUAUCAGGCUUUUUUUCUACUAACUCAGAUUGUGUUGUUCUAGUGAUGGUGGGUGCUGCGUUAGGUGCUUUAGAGGAAAUGCUUUGUGACACAUUGUAAUAGAACUAGAGUUUUCCGUCUGAACAUGCAAGUUUCCUUAGUUUAUAUUUAUUAGUUAUCUUGCAUGUUCGUUAAUCAUGGUUUAAUUUUGUUAUAACUCAUCUUCCACUAACCUUUUCCCUGUUUUCAAAUGGUUAAUUUCCCAUUAUUUUAUUUUGCAUUCUCUUUUCAAAUCAAUGAGCACACUUAUUCUUGCUUGCUAAACCUUGUGGUGUAUACUAGGUUACUUGUGAUUUCUGAUAAUGUUCAUAGACUCCAUUAAGCGUUUCUUUACUAGUGCACCAAUGGUUAAUCCCAUGCCUUCAUUUUAGACAUGAACUGUAUGUUUUGUAACUGUUACCCUGAUUUUUUGAGCAAUUUAAAUUUAAGCGCAAUUGAAAAACUGCCUUUGGUGUGUCAGGUACUAGAUGUACCACUCAGUUCCUUUGAAUCAUGUACUAACUUGAGAAAUAGUAUUGGUAGAUAGAAGUGUUACUGGCAUAUAUUCCAUGAAUUGUUUUAUCGGUCUUAUAAGUGCUAGUGACAUAUAGUGACGUAUUUUUUGUGAGUCCUCAUCACUUAAUUUAUAACUAUGAAUGUUUUAUUCAUCAAUCAAUGUGAAGGUACAAAUUUAAUUUAUGUUAUAGUGUUAGUUUGCAUUUGUUGUUGAAACCUAUUUUAUUUAGACAGUUGUCAUUUGACAGCAGCACACAACUUCAAGGACAAGUUCAGAGCUCAUCACAUAAUGCAGUUUUCUUGAUGACAAAUGAGUUUCCUAUUGUUCUGUGUCUUAAUUAUGAAUGGAAGUAUGGUUACCAUUGAUCUGUUCUCAUGAGGCAAUAAUUCUUGGAGCUUAAGCUUUUGGGAUAAAAUUUUGCUGGUUUUCACAGCCAUAUUUAGGGCCUUACAAGACUGAUUUUUCAAGGCAAGUUGAGACAAGGCCACAAUGACCACAUAAGUUUCUUAGAUUUAAAACCCUGAGAGCUUUGUUCAUGGAGUAUCUUCUUGUUUUAAUUUGAAUCAUGGAGAGAAACUGAUUGUCCAUUUUCAAUCCAUCACAGGCUUAUUUCUGAUCAAUAUUAGUUGAAAAGGGUGAAAAAGUGAACUUGACACUUUUGAUCUGAAAAAAAUUAGUCCCUUUUUUUUCUGUUUGGAUGUCUGAUGUCAUGCAUUGUCUUAUUUCAACUUCAAGAUCUUGGGAAGUCCUCAUUGUGUCAUUUGAUUUUCAGACAAUUCCAGUCAAUGGGGGUUUUUGAAGGAAGGAAGAGUCAUAUCAUUUGCAUUGCACAGUAAUCUGUCACUAAGUUGUUGACUGGAAAAAAGAAACUUUUCACAAAUUCUCCUCAAACAUUUGCUUCUUGCAGUUAGUUGAUUUUAAAAGAAAAAACCAUGUCGGUGCUACAUAUAGAAUGUUGAUUUUUGUUGAUUGUAUUGAUUUUUGUUUCCCCAUUUUUAAGACAUAUAGCCUUUUAAUAUCUAUGCCCUAAGGAAAUUUCAUAUGAACGUGUAAAGGUUCUAGAUUGCUCGAUCAGAAAGCUGUUGAUGUAGUAACUGACAUGUGAAUCAAUUAAAAUCAAUUUUAAGUCUGUUUGUUCAAAGAUGUAAGAGGUGCCUGAUUUUAGUCUAGUUUACAUUUAGAGAGGAUUUAUGCAUUGUUUCAAUGAUGUUAUUUUUAUGCAAAAUUCAGGCCAGAUGAUUUAGUGUAAGUUUGUGAAGACUGGGUUUUCUAAACAAUUGAAAUACCAAAAAAUUUAAUUAAUUCAAAAUUACAUUGAAAAAUUUACCUGGAAAGAUGACAGACUCAUCAAACCUUGGAGCUCCAUCAGUUAUUGGAGCAAAGGUUGUUUUUUUGUUGUUUUUUUUAAUAAGAGAAAGCUGCUCCUUCAAGUGUGGUAACUUUGCACGCAUUGUUAGAAUAGAUCCAUUGGCAAUAAAAUUUCUUCUGUAAUAAGAUUGUGAGUAGGAGUGAUUUUGUAGCCAUCUUCAUACAAUGCUUCUUUGCCACUGGUUGCUGCUGUCUUUUCCACAUGAACUUAAGAGGGCCUUUUUGGCGUCUAUUUAUUGUACCAGAAGUUUAUAUUUAAAAUAGAGGAAAGUGGCCUUUUUAUGUUGUUACGAUUGUUUGUGAACAGUAAAUAUCUUACACAAGG